Messenger RNA from Suncus etruscus (white-toothed pygmy shrew), 989 nucleotides. It is a transcript of the gene SIKE1, whose product is annotated as suppressor of IKBKE 1. The transcript is spliced from 5 exons. The record is from RefSeq and is a predicted model, not a curated record. Lineage: Eukaryota; Metazoa; Chordata; Mammalia; Eulipotyphla; Soricidae. Bases 1 to 624 code for a protein of 207 amino acids.
AUGAGCUGCAGCCUGGACAAGAUCGUGGGCGACGCCAAGACGCUGCUCGAGCGGCUCCGGGAGCACGACGCGGCGGCCGAGUCGCUGGUGGACCAGUCGGCCGCGCUGCACCGCCGGGUGGCGGCCCGCAGGGAGGCGGGCGCCGCGCUGCCCGACCAGUACCAGGAGGACCCCUCUGAGGCCAAGGACACGUCCAAGUCCAAACCUCACAUCCUCCUGGCCCAGGAGAACACCCAGAUCCGAGACCUGCAGCAAGAGAACCGAGAGCUCUGGGUUUCCUUAGAGGAACACCAGGAUGCUUUGGAACUCAUUAUGAGCAAGUAUCGGAAACAGAUGUUACAGUUAAUGGUUUCGAAAAAGGCGGUGGAUGCUGAACCUGUCCUGAAAGCUCAUCAAUGUCAUUCUGCAGAAAUUGAAAGUCAGAUUGAUCGAAUCUGUGAAAUGGGAGAAGUGAUGAGAAAAGCAGUUCAGUUGGACGAUGACCAAUUUUGCAAGGUCCAUGAAAAACUAGUGCAAUUAGAGCUGGAAAAUAAAGAACUUCGAGAAUUAAUUUCCAUCAGCAGCGAGUCACUUCAGGUCAGGGAGGAAAAUUCAAUGGACACUGUUUCCCAAGCCAUUAUAUAAUUGAACUUCCGAAUGAUUGCUGGGUUGUCCAACAGGAACCAUCAAGGAAAGAAGAUAUUAUCUUUCUAUUCAAGUGUAUCCCUCAGUGUAUUAUUGCCUCAGACCUGAUUUUCAGGUAACAGAUUAGAAUUCAAUGUCCAAUUGGCUUUCCACACAAUAUUUGGGUGUGUUAAUGAAAGUAUACUGCAUUUCACCAUUCCUUUCCCUAAGAGACUCCUUUUGAAAAUUUCUGUUUUGUGCCCUUGAUUUAUAUGAACGGUUAUCAAUUCUUUUUUCAUAUCUGAAACUUAGCACCUUUUAUUUAAAACCAGCAGUUUUGUUUUAUUUUGUAUUAUAAACUGCAUUCUAAAACAUUCUUAAAAAGA